AUUAUAGGUUUAUGUGAUGGAAGACUUGAUUUAUGCAGAAAGUACUUAAAUAACAUGCUGGUGAAGUAUCCAAAGGGGGCACUGUUUUUGUUUUUUGAUGGCAGAAUUAAGCAAGUAAAUGGGGAAAUUGAUGAGGCUAUUAAGAGCUUUGAUGACAGUAUUUCAGCUCAGGCUGAAUGGAAACAAUUUCAUUAUAUGUGUUUGUGGGAACAGCAGUGGUGUUAUUGCUAUAAAUGUGACUGGGCUAAUGCUGCUAAAUGUGCAGACAUCUUGAGGAAGGAAUGCCGUUGGUCUCCUGCUACCAGCUGUUAUCUGUAUGCUUCAUUUCUCUACAUGCAGGUACUAGAGGGACGAAAAGACAUGAUGGAUGAAAUAAUUUCUUUGUACAGACAAGUCCCAAACUUAAGGCAACGACUUGCUGGAAAAUCCAUUCCCAUUGAAAAGUUCUGUGUGAAGAAUGCAGAGAAGUUCCUUGGAAAUGGAAAUAAACUUGUACUUCCUAUUUUGGAGUUUGUCUAUAUGUGGCAUGGAUUCCCUGUCAUCUCUAAAGUCCCACCUUUACUUGAAGUUUAUCAUAAAAUGAUUGAAAAAAGCCUAACAGAUCUUCAUGAAACUAGUGGUGAAGUACAGGAAGUAGAUGAUUACUUGAUGCUAACUCUUUUACAAGGAAUGUGUUUAAAGUACCUAGACCGUAUUGAUCAAGCCGAACAGUGUUUUCGAGAAAUCAUUAACAGAGAGGGGGAGAUUAAAGAUAAAUUCCAUCUUCCACCAUAUGCUGCAGCUGAGUUAGCCUUCAUGAUGAUGGAGAAAGGGAAAAAAGAUGAUGCUUUGGAGUGGUUAAAAGCUGCUAAAUUCAAUUAUCAUGGUUACCUGACGGAAGUAGUUCUACAUUUUAGACUUUAUGCAGCCUACAAGAAAUUGAAUGGAAGCCAACAAGGAGAACCUGAAUCACCUACUAUUUGUAAACCAUUGCCGGUUGUUAUUUCAAGAAAAAUGGGUCAUUUGUCAACAAGUUGGACAUCUAACUCUAAACAUGAUCAAUUAUGUGUGAGUCUGUGUGUUAGUAUCCAUCAUCUGGAGUUUGCCGGCUAGAUUACCACAAUGUUUUGUAUGGAAAUUGUCCGACUGUGUACAUGAGCUAUUUUAUUUUAGGAUUUUUAUGUCAGAAGAAGAAUAUAAAAAGAGCAUGAAAUAGGUCACAUUUCCACUUUUUUAUAAUUUUGGCUUUCAUUAGCCACAGUCGGUUGGCUCGAUUACUGUAAUUGUUUCUAUGGUAACUUGUGACUGUCUGGUGAUGUACAUGAGCUGCUUUGUUUUACGAUUUCUACCCAAGAACGGGUAUAAAAAAAACACCCAAAUACAGGACACAUUUCCACUUUCUCAUAGACUUUUGGCUUUGAAUACAAAGAUACAAGUACGUAAUCAGUGAAAUGAAUUUUAUUUUUACUUUUCACAAAGCAUAUGCAAUUAGUAUUUACUGAGGUCAUUAAGGAUUUUUAUAACAAAAGAAAGAAGGAAGUGGAACAUUACCUAACAUUGUCCUUUAUACAGUUUUUUCUUAUAGUGUGGUAUCUUAAUUUGUCACCUAAAUAUAUAAGUAAAGUAUCAUUGUCAAGAAUUUUUAAACUAUUUCUUGAUAGCUUAAUUUCUUAAAAUGUGUUCAAAAGUAAUUUUAAUAAAUCAUUUGCUCCAGG
Molecule: messenger RNA, 1694 nt
Organism: Limulus polyphemus (Atlantic horseshoe crab)
Lineage: Eukaryota; Metazoa; Arthropoda; Merostomata; Xiphosura; Limulidae
Product: tetratricopeptide repeat protein 39A-like
Exons: 10
Coding region: 55-1092 (345 amino acids)
Molecular function (GO): protein binding
Source: RefSeq, a predicted model, not a curated record